AUGAUCGACGCUGGUGAUGAUAGUGAAUAUUCGUCAGCUAGUGAAACAUUAAAUGAUGAUAGCUAUGUUCCCCAAACAGCGGCCAAAAUUCGACAUACAAUAUCGUUAAAUAAGGAAAAAGUAGCACCAUUGGCUACGAAGUGGACUUUUUGGCUCGAUUCACAAAAGUCGAAAAAUGCAACGAAACAAGACUAUGAAGCCGGUCUUCAAGUUAUAUUUUCGGUCGAGACAGUACAAGAAUUUUGGGGUGUAUUCAAGAAUAUUCCAACACCAAGUCGAUUAUCGAAUCGGGUUAGUUAUCACUUAAUGCGGCAAAGCCGAAAACCGCUUUGGGAAGACAGUGAAAACGAAAAUGGUGGUAUUUACACAUAUCGUUGUCCGAAAGAUAAGACGAAUACUGUUUGGGAAGAACUCUGUUUAGCUGCGAUUGGUGAACAGUUUUCAUUCAACGAUAGUGAUGACAUUGUUGGCAUCAGUGUUCAAUCGCGUGAUGGUCCUCAAGAUAUAGUUCAAAUAUGGAAUUCGAAUCCGAGUGAACAAGCUCAAAAAGCGAUCGAUGAUAAAGUUCGUAGUCUUUUCCCUGAGACAAAUUUUGCGGUGAAGUUUUAUAAACCGAACUCAUCACAUGCAAAUUUCGACGCUGGAAAUCAACCAAAAUCAAAAUAUUCAUCUUAA
This is a messenger RNA of Adineta ricciae, 675 nucleotides long. The record is from the annotation of a GenBank genome assembly. Lineage: Eukaryota; Metazoa; Rotifera; Eurotatoria; Adinetida; Adinetidae.